Molecule: messenger RNA, 990 nt
Organism: Bolinopsis microptera
Lineage: Eukaryota; Metazoa; Ctenophora; Tentaculata; Lobata; Bolinopsidae
Product: somatostatin receptor type 5-like
Exons: 1
Coding region: 1-990 (329 amino acids)
Biological process (GO): G protein-coupled receptor signaling pathway
Cellular component (GO): plasma membrane
Molecular function (GO): G protein-coupled receptor activity
Source: RefSeq, a predicted model, not a curated record
AUGAAGUACGAAAAUUACACAAGAUUUGGAAUUCAUGACAAAGCUGAAAGGUAUGUUCUCUCUGCAUACACGUCCUUCAUUUUCCUAUCAUCCCUGAUAGGAGACACCCUCAUCCUCAUUGGCUCUAUAAGGUACAACGCUAUAAAGCUUCACAAGAUAAUGGUGGUAUUCAUCCAGUACAUCGCUGUCGCUGAUUUGGUCAUCUCCAUCGUUAGACUCCUGCCUGGUGCAGUUUCACUUGUUGCUAAUGUCUGGGUCUUCGGUGACUUCCUUUGCUCUGCAGGAUUCUUCAUUUCGGGCAGCUUUGGGGGAACAAUCGCUCUUCUCAUCGGUGCCCUAACAUUUGCCAAGUUCCUGAUCGUGAAAUAUCCACUGAGAGCAGUUGAUUUUUCGAAAAGAGCAGGUCAUCUGACGACCCUGGUCAUGUUUUCAUGCAUGUCUUCUUUUGGAGUGCUCGUGGCUGCCGAAAAGGGUGCUUACUUCAGCUACGUGAGCUACAAUUGCGACUAUGCACUUCCAGUUCAUAAGUCCAAGAUUGAUUAUGUCUUUGGAGUAGUUAUAGGAGGAGUCGGCCUCUUCACUACAGGGAUCAUCACAGUAAGCAGCGUUAUGCUACUAUUCCUGGCAAAAAAGAUUGCAGAUAGAAGAGCUGGAGGUCUCCAAUGGCAGGGGAUCAGAACGGUCCUUCUCACUGUGGUUGUUUAUGCCAUAGCAACUGUCCCGUUAGUUGUUAACCUAUUUGAACAUCCAAAAAUCCAGCCACAGUCUACUCCAACUUCCUACAUUGCAUAUACUAGGUUUGCAAUGUUCAUAUUGUAUCUGCAAGCCCCUGCUAACUUCUUCAUCUACACAGCCAGUCUCACCAGCUUCCAGGAGUUCCUGAAGUCUAGGAUCAGGGCGGUUUUUGCUUCCAUCAGGAGACGUUUUGUUUCCAACGAAGAUCAGCGCACCGCUCAGCAGGCGAGAGAGCGAGAUAGACUACUGCCUUAA